AUGACGAUUAUCGUAGCAUCGUUAUUUUUACCAUAUACCCCUCAAUUUGAGGUCAUUGAUCCAGACGCAAUCACUAGCGAAUUGGCUGAAUCAAAUUUAAUCAAAGUCGUAGAUAACAAUGAAAAUAUAAGAAAAAAAAGGACAAGUUCCGUUCAUUCAGCCUCUCCUUUCCUACUUAAUAACUUAUCUCAAGAAAGUAUGGCUGGAGCUGCUGCAGCUAUCGGUACAACUCAUUCUCCAUCCCUUGAACCACUUAACAAAUUUACUGCCAUUCCUGGUCAACAUCACCAACAACAACAACAACAACAACAACCAAUUCCAAGCAUUAACAUUUCAAGUGCUUCAACGGGUGACUUGGCUCAUCCUAAUCCUUUAACCAUUGAUGAAGUCGUUUCAAGCGAACAAUUCAUGGAAAAUUUGACUGCAAGUGGAACAGUUUCUCAUACACCAGCUUUAUCUGCACAUCAUCAUCCUGCUCAAAAUGCUUCUGCAUCUGUAGAGGAAUUCUUCUCUUCUUCAAACACAGUUCCUGAUCAAAUUGGCUCUCCGGCUUAUUCAAUCUCUUCAGCUCCUGGCCUUGACAUUGCUAAUGCAGCCAAUUCGAUUUCAACUGGCCCCUUCUCAACAGGUACCUCACCUGAUCCAACUGCAAGUCUUUUGAAAAAUGUCAAUAAAUCAUUAUUAGUUCAUUCUGUAUUGAACUUAAACAAUGCCUCUCAAACUAGUUUGGAUAGUUUAACUAACAAAUAUAACCAAACAAACGUGACGAAGGGUACUGUUAUUACACCAAAAUCAAGAGCUAUACCAGAUAUUAGCUCAGCUGUAGUUAAUUUUGCCAAAGUAAAACAAAAACAUCAACAACAAUCAAAUUUACCAUCAAUGAGAAGAAUGCAAUCAACUCCAAAUGUACAUACUUCAUCUUCAACUUCAACAACAGCUGCCGGACCCACCACUGGAAAUGUUACUAAUCGUCAUGGUACCACACCUGCUAAAGUAAGUUCCAAUUUGAAAUAUUCUCAGCUAGCUGAAACAGAAACUGAGACAGAAACUGAACAUGAAACAGAAUCUGAAGGUACAAGAUCAAAAUCUGCUUCAAUUACACAGGAUCACAAUAUACCAUUAUAUGAUGCCAAAGAACAACAGGGAAAAGACAGCACUGUUCAUUCGGACACUUUAAGUCCAAUAAUCCGUAAAACUGAUAAAGAAAAGAAGUCUAUUGAUGAAGAAAAUGACUCGGAUUCUGAUUUAGAAGUAGACUCUAAAGAUAAAAAAUACAAUGUUCCUCAAUUUGGUGGGUUUUCUAACAAUGCAAAAUUAAGAGCUCAAUUAUUAAGUAGCUCACAUGAAUUAUUUAGAAACUUACCAUGGAAAAUUGCAUUGAAUGAUAAGGGUAAUGGUGCCAUGAAAAAUGCUAUAAAUACAGCAAUCAUUGAAGAAACAAUUAAAGAACCUGUUUCAUGGGUUGGUACAGUUGGUAUCCCCACUGAUGAAAUCCCCGAUGAAAUCACUGCUAAAAUCUCCAAGACUUUACAAGAUGAAUAUCAGAGUACAGCCGUUGUUACAGAUGAUAUUACAUUCAAGGGAGCUUAUAAAAAUUUCUGUAAACAAAUCUUGUGGCCAACUUUACAUUAUCAAAUUCCAGAUAAUCCAAAUUCGAAAGCAUUUGAAGAUCAUUCAUGGAAUUAUUAUCAAAAAUUGAACCAACAAUUUGCUGAUCAAAUUAUUAAAAUAUAUAAAAUUGGUGAUACCAUUUGGGUUCAUGAUUAUCAUUUAAUGUUGGUACCUGAAUUAGUUCGUAAAGUCUUACCAAACGCUAAGAUUGGAUUCUCAUUACAUGUUUCAUUCCCAAGUAGUGAAGUAUUUAGAUGUUUUGCUCAUAGAGAGAAAAUCUUGAAAGGGAUUUUAGGUUCCAAUUUUGUUGGUUUCCAAACAAAGGAAUAUGCAAGACAUUUCUUACAAACAUCAAAUCGUUUAUUGAUGGCAGAUGUCGGUACAGAUGAAUUGAAAUUCAAUGGUAAAAUUGUUUCUGUUAAAUAUACGCCUGUGGGGAUUGAUACUUUCACAUUGAAUGAUCAACUGAAAGAUGAAAGAGUAUUCCAAUGGAGACAUUUAAUUAGAGAAAGAUGGGAAGGUAAAAGAUUGAUUGUUUGUCGUGAUCAAUUUGAUAGAAUUCGUGGGUUACAUAAAAAAAUGUUAGCCUUUGAAAGAUUUUUAAAGGAAAAUCCAGAAUAUAUUGAAAAAGUUGUAUUAUUACAAAUUUGUAUCGGUAAGAGUUCUGAUUCAGAAUUAGAACGCCAAAUUAUGAUGGUUGUUGAUAGAAUUAAUUCAUUAUCAUCAAACAUUAGUAUAUCCCAACCAGUUGUAUUUUUACAUCAAGAUUUGGAAUUUGUUCAAUAUUUGGCGUUAAGUUGUGAAGCUGAUAUGUUCCUUGUUAAUUCCUUAAGAGAAGGUAUGAAUUUAACAUGUCAUGAAUUUAUUGUAAGUUCAGAAGAGAAAAAUGCUCCAUUAUUAUUAUCAGAAUUUACAGGUAGUGCAUCAGUUGUGAAAGGUGCUUUACUAAUUAAUCCAUGGGAUAUUCGACAUUCAGCAAAUUGUAUUAAACAAGGUCUUGAAAUGAGUAAAGAAGAGAAAAGACGUCAUUGGAAGAAAAUGAUGAAGAGUGUAAUUGAAAAUGAUUCAGAUAAUUGGAUUUUAUCAUCAUUACAAAAUAUUCAUAAUGCAUGGGAAUUCAAUCAAGAAAGAUCUACUGUUUUCAAUUUGGCGUAUGAUACGUUGUAUACUGAUUAUAAAAAAUCUGAAAAGCAUAUGUUUAUUUUCAAGAUAUCUGAACCACCUACUCCAAGAAUGUUAUCAAUUCUAAAUGAUUUAAGUUCCAAAAACAUUGUUUUCAUUAUGAAUUCAUUUUCUAAAGUUACUUUGGAAAGUUUAUACAACAGAGUCUUAAACAUUGGAUUAAUUGCUGAAAAUGGUGCAUAUGUUAGAUUGAAUGGAUCAUGGUAUAAUAUAGUUCAACAAGUUGAUUGGAAAAGUGAAGUUGUUAAAAUCUUCGAUGAUAAAGUGGAAAGGUUACCAGGAUCAUAUUAUAAAGUUGCUGAUUCUAUGAUUAGAUUUCAUACUGAAAAUGCAGAAGAUCAAGAACGUGUUGCCAGUGUCAUUGGUGAUGCCAUUACACAUAUUAAUACUUUAUUUGAUGAAAGAGGUAUUCAUGCAUAUGUUCAUAAGAAUAUUGUAUUUGUUCAAGAGACAGGACUUUCAUUGGCAGCAGUUCAAUUUUUAUUGAAGUUUUAUAAUAAUACAUCUCAUCCAUUUGAUAAUAGUAGUAUUGCAGUGACACAAUCUGAAAAUACAUUCACACAAAAUGGUAAUGGGCAAUCACAAAUUGAUUUUAUGAUGGUUACAGGUUCUUCAUCACCUGUUGUUGAGCCAAUAUUUAGAUUAUUGAAGGAAGAAGUUGGUAAAGCCACACUGCGUUCUGGUCAUAGUGUUGUUUAUGGAGAAAAUGUUACAUAUACUUAUGCGAAAGAGCAUAUUACUGGUUCUAAUGAAUUGUUUACGAUUUUGCAAAAUAUACCAAGGAUUGAAAAAAGUAAGAACUGA
This is a messenger RNA of Naumovozyma dairenensis CBS 421, 3597 nucleotides long. It is a transcript of the gene TSL1, whose product is annotated as trehalose 6-phosphate synthase/phosphatase complex subunit. The record is from RefSeq and is a predicted model, not a curated record. Gene Ontology annotation, biological process: trehalose biosynthetic process. Gene Ontology annotation, cellular component: cytosol; alpha,alpha-trehalose-phosphate synthase complex (UDP-forming). Bases 1 to 3597 code for a protein of 1198 amino acids. Gene Ontology annotation, molecular function: catalytic activity. NCBI's taxonomy places the organism in Eukaryota, Fungi, Ascomycota, Saccharomycetes, Saccharomycetales, Saccharomycetaceae. The transcript has a single exon.